GUGUGUGACUUGUCCCAUGAUAUUAUUAUUAUUAUUAUUAUUAUUGUAUGAAGUUUCCAUGUGGUAAAAUAUUGAUUGACGAAUUAAGAAAACCAUGUCAUCGAUACGCUUGCAACAAGUAGCACGCAAAUAAAAAGUGAAAGAAAAUCAAUUGAAACAAUUAAUUUGAGCACUGCACGACAGUUGAAAGUAAGAUUUCUUUAUAUCGUCCGUAAUCAGUCGACAUACAUCAUAAGACCCAAUUCAUUCUCCCGCAUAAAUAAUUUAAUUGUCUUGUAAACGAUUGUUCCUGUAUCUAAAUGUGCCAUCGCAGAUAGCUCACAGAAAGCGGAUACAUAACUGUAGAUUUUUAAACAAUAUAAAUGUUCUGAGAUUUAGAAGAUUAAUAGAACAUAUGGUAUGUUAAACGCUUCGGUAGUAAAGUACAAUGCAACGCUUUUUCAAAUACAACUUGCGCCCCUUUCAAUAUGUUACUGUCACAGAUUAUGGUGAGUCUUAGCUCGUUCAACGCCCUCGGCCGAGCUACGAGAGAAACGAAGACGCUUAUAUAUGACUGCCCUUGUAAAUAAUUCACAAUCACUAGUGCUAAGAGUUAAAGUGACAUGAAUUGGAAUUUGAGAAAAUCUUUGUCAAAAUAUUGAUCUAAAUGAAAGAUAGAACUUUUAGUAAAAUCUCAUGAACUUGAAAAUCUCAUGUCAAAAGACGAAAAACAGAUAUUUUGUCUGCUGAUUGCUCAUUUAAAACUAAUAUAAAAUGUAAUUUAUACUAAUUAGUAGCCGAGUUAACAGGAAGUCUCUAUUAACAACAAAGUCAUGUCUAAAAUGCCUCCUCCUUCAAUCCUUCAAUUGUUAACAAUCGCAAACUCUAUUUCGUAAUAGUUGUUAGGGAUAAAUUAUAGUAGCUAUAGAUUGUCUCAAAUUGCUUUCAUAUCCGCCGCCGUAACCGCGAUAUUGACCGCAAAUUGUCGAUCAACCCGGCUAGAUACACUACUGGCACCGCACUCCUAGCGUGUCUAGUCCUCGGACACCUUCGUAUUUUAUUAUUAGAUCGCUGUGCAUUAGAUACAAGUUCUAUGAACCUGAGUUUAUUACGCAAUAGAAAUACCUGUGUGAUAAAACACUACGAUGACCUACGUUAAGGAUCCUGGCACGCCAAGAUGUGGCGUGCGACAUUGCUGCUGUGGCUGACGUCACUAACCAUCGGCCAACAAGUCCAGCCUAACAGAGUGGUCAGUUUGUCCACUGUAUGCGACAAGGCUUCCAUGACUGUUCACAUAGAAAUGGCGCAGCCGUUCAAGGGUCUCAUCUUUAGUAAAGACUUUUCGAGGGAGUGUAGAGUUCAAGGAAGUUUACAGAACAAGAUAACUCUACACCUCCCGUCGAACGCUUGCGGCGUGAGAACGUCUACUAUGAACACCACAGCGGAGGAGCCUGAUGAUGAGGACGAUCUCUAUUAUAACGUCGAGCUGAUUGUGCAGAUGGACAGGCAGCUGCAGCAGUCCUCAGACCAAGAACUUUUAGUCAGAUGCAAAUUACAACCUCGUGCGGUCCGCAUUAACAGUUCGGCGCUAGAGACGGUAAUCAACAAUAAAUUACGAGAAAUGACCACGAGAGAGGCAAAGAAAGCUAGAACCGGGCGUAACCGUCAAGGGUUUGCGAACGCAGCAGAGCUAGAGCAACGCGAGUGGCUGGUGGCGGCGGCGCGCGCCUGGAUGGAGCUGGCGCCCGCCGCGCCCGCGCCCGAGCCCGCCACCGUCGAGGUGGGGCAGCCCACCAGACUGCUCAUACAGUGCACGCUGCCUGUUGGCGUUGGACUCCGAGUAACAAACUGUGUCGCCCACGACGGCUUAGGCGAGGCAUCGCAGAAACUUUUAGACGAAGCCGGCUGCCCCAUCGACGAGACCAUCUUCAACAAGCCCUCGCUACACCACCACAAACACAAAGGCGCCGAAAUCGACUUCUCAGACUUAGAACCAGUUGACACGCAGAAAAACAUCAACGAAAAGACUAACAUCAAACUGGAAAAGUCCGAUCCUGAUAACAUGUUCAAGAAUAUAAUGACCUACCAACAUGCUAUCACGACGUUUGCUGCAUUCAAAUUCCCUGAUAGAGCGAAACUGCAUUUAACCUGUGGUAUCGAGCUGUGCAAAGGCCAAUGCCCACCGGUUGAUUGCAAAGCUCUUCAAAAACCUCAGCAAACCAGAGACGGAUUACUCAGAAAGGCUCGGCUAGACAAAGACGCUAAGGGCAUUGUGAUUGAUAGACUAGAAGUUUAUAACAGUAUAGAGGUUCACGCGCCGAAUAUAGAGCUGGAAGAUGAAGCUUCAAUAAGAGGUUCAAGAAGAAUAGAAUCAGAAGAAGACGCCUUCGUUCGGGGAUUCUCACCGGGAGAUAAAACGAUUUGUUUGUCACCAGGAAAAAUGGCCCUUGCGUUUUGCGUACUAGGCAUCAUAUUCCUGUGCGCUAUUGCAGUAGCAUUCAUUUCCUUAGUGCGAGCGAGACGCCGCCUAGGACGCGAACCAUUGCAUACAUCGCUAUCUUUCUACACCGGUAGCAAGAGUAUGUUCUCUUCGAGUGAAAGUUCGAGCUCGGGGCUAAGUGGUAGCAAACUGCUUCUCACUGAUAGUCCAUAUUUAGAUCACCAUUCUUCCUCCAGCCAUAAUUGGCCAUAUUCUAGGGCAUUUUGACAAGAAACCGGGCGACGAGACAUUUCAUCGAGUUAAAGUUAUAUGAACCUACAGUAGAACUGAAAAUUAAAGACUUAUCUCAAAAAGGGUCAGUUUAUCACUGAGGAAAUUUUAAAUACUACACGACCUUAGCUUGUUUUCAUUUAUAUAGAGAAGUGUAACCGACCCUUAUAGAAAGUUCAAAUCAUUAAUUUUGAUACCCUAAAAAGGUUGUGAAGGUUGAGGCCAUUUUAUGAACUUUUAUAACUACUAUUUUAUUCUCCUGUCAAAAAGUUAUAUUUUGCCUUGUUUAAAAUGGUAUUCAUGAACUCCCUCUUUUAAACAGAGCAGAAUAUUUUUCAGAAUUGAAACAACUACUUGAAAAAUAAGACGACAAACAAACUUAUAUACCCAUCGGUUGUAUAUCUUGACAACUUGGCCAUAAAUUAUUAUAAAACUUAAUUUUCACAUAAUAGCUUUGUUGAUAGACAGCUAGGAACUUUUUCCGAUCAAAAUAAACUUAUUUGUUAAUUUUUCAACCUACCCACACAAUGAGUUACGCCUUAAUUAAUAAAAAAAGAGGCUUUCCCUCCAAAGUCGAGAAAAGGAAAUUUUAUAUUUGCCUUUGUGAAGUAUUUUAGUACUUAAUUGUUUGAAGACUGUACUUCAAAGUACCUCCCAAAGCUUGUCUAUUUCUAGCUUCAUAGCUUGUAAUGUGCUAUUUAUUUUUAGUUUUAGUUUUAUGAUCGACGGUUAUUGUCGUUUGAGGUGGUGCUUUUGAUUUUAAUUGGUUUUGUAUCUAUCCAAUGGUCCAAGCCAAUACAUAUUAUUAUUAAUGUAGUAUUGUAGAGUUCUUUCACCCAAAUUUUAAAAUAUAUUUAAAUUACUGUUCAACGACAGUAACGCUAUUGUAUGUAACGUAACGUAAUUUAAUUAUCUCAUUAUUUUUCGACCAUGUCUCCUAUAUUUUUUUAUAUUGAUACAAUUCUUACAAUGAAAAACUCAUUAGCGCUUCCUCGAAAAUUAGAUUUUAGAUUUAGUCCUAUUUUUUAGAACAUUCGAAACGAUGAAUGUGUUAUUGUGAUGUAUUUAACAUGGACGUUUGAAUCAAAAUUUUAUACGUUUUUACAUUUCGUAAUAAAAUAAGUGAAACAUA
Molecule: messenger RNA, 3821 nt
Organism: Trichoplusia ni (cabbage looper)
Lineage: Eukaryota; Metazoa; Arthropoda; Insecta; Lepidoptera; Noctuidae
Gene: cyr
Exons: 7
Coding region: 1157-2686 (509 amino acids)
Source: RefSeq, a predicted model, not a curated record